GCAGGGGAAGCGGCUGCCACCCCCCAGCUCCCUGCGCCUGCCGAGCGCUGGGCCCCAUGGAGCUGCUCCAGCGACACCUACCCGGGCUGCACCGCGUCCUGCGGGGGGCACUGGAUUACGUCUCCAGCUUCUCCACCUACCUCUUGGGGGAGCAGGCGCACCCAGGCGCAGAGGAUCAUGGGAAACGCGGGGAGACUGACUCCUCCGACCCCCCCAAGGGGGUGUCAACAGGCGGCUAUGGGGAAGGAGACCCAGAGCAUUAUGGGGAGGAGGCGCCGGGGGGGCAGCGUGAGGACGCUGGAGACCCGCCCCUGCAGGUGCCCCCAGAUGCCCGAGACCCCACCCCCCAGGGGGGCCACACGGUGCUGAGGGGGUCCGGAGCCCGCGUGGGGUCUGUGUCAGACCAGGACACCCCCCACCCCCUCUGGGCAUGGCCGGGGGCUGUGAGCCUGGAGCCUGGAUGUGGGGAGCCGGCAGCCCCAGGGGGGCGGGCCCCACCCCCCAGCCCCUCCCUCAGCCAGGAGCCCGGCCCGGCCGGAGGGGGGCGCAGCAUCUGGCAGGGGGCCGCGACGGAGGAGGGGGGGCUCCCAGGGAGUCGUGCCCAGGGAGGGGCCCAUGGGACCGGCCACAUCUGGCUGGAGGAGCAGAGGGAGCCCAGGGGGAGCCCCUGCCUAAAGGCUGAGGAGGGGGGGGGAACUGGGGGGGCCAGCCCCAUGGAGGAGGGAGGCCUUGGGGGGAGCAACACCCAAGGGGGCCCCGGGGCCGGCAGCCGCUGGCCUGGGGAGGCGCGGGGCCGGGAGGGGCAGGGCCAGGGCCAGGGGGACCUCGGGAGGGGCAGCCUCUGGCUGGGGGCGCACGGAGGCAGCCGGGAGUCGGGGGCCCCCAUUGGGGAGUGCGAGGAAGGGGGCGGGGCUAGGGAGGGGAGCUGGCCCCAGGGAGGGGCCCCGGGGGAGGGCUCGGGGGCCCCCCUGCUCUGCCUCGUCCCCCAGCUCGAGCUCCCAGAUGGCGCCCAGACCCCCCUGCCGGAGCCUGGAGUGGUCUCCCCCCUGGACGUGAGUGCGCAGAGGAGCCGGGUGCUGCUGCGGAGGAAGGGGUCGGUGCGCCGGGCGCCCAGCCUGCGGGGCCAGAGACCCCCCGGGGGGGCCCCGCCCCAGCCCCCCCAGGAGCCCGGCCCCCCAGGGGGCUUCCUGCCCCCCCAGCCACAGACACCCAGGAGGCAGCUCCCAGGGCAUGCUGGCUUCGGCCUCGCCCACCCCAACAUGAUGGCAGAGCUGAAGUUUCGUCUGCGCAGACCCCCCCCGCCCCAGUGACGCUGCCCCACCCCCACGCGCCGGGGACCCUGGGGGGUGGGGGCUUGUGCCACUUCCUGGCCGGGCAGCCCCCCCUCCCCCUGCUGCCUGGGAUCGGACCCAGGAGUCCCGGUGUGUCUGGGGACCAUGGAAUAAAGAAAAGACGCGUGAAAGGAGUGUGGGGCGUGGAACCGGGGGGGGGGGGGGGGGACGUGGCAGGUACUGUAGGACCCACCAAAAUCAUAGAGGCUGAAGGGUGGGGAAGGUUCCAGGAAAGAAGAUGCACCUGACAGCCCAUGAGUUCCUGUAGGACCUACCAAAAUAGCACCUUGUGGGUUCUGUUUACUUCGCGUAUCAGUCAGCAGGAGGUUCCCAGAAACCCCCAGGGCGAAGGGGAAUGAGGAGGGGCUGAGUCAUCCAGAAACAGGGAACGGAAAAGAGAAACCAGUCGAGAGAACCCAGGCGUCCGGGCUCCUGCCCUCCCCGAGCUGGGAGAGAACCCAGGCAUCCGGGCUGUGGGAAAACAACGAGACCCUUCACAUUCAUCACUUUAUUACAAACAAUAAAUAAAAAAUCACAUUUCUUGGUAAUAAAU
This is a messenger RNA of Mauremys reevesii (Reeves's turtle), 1884 nucleotides long. RefSeq names its product glycine-rich cell wall structural protein 1.8-like. The record is from RefSeq and is a predicted model, not a curated record. Gene Ontology annotation, biological process: lipid transport. The transcript is spliced from 8 exons. Gene Ontology annotation, molecular function: lipoprotein particle receptor activity. The coding region runs from base 57 to 1310 and encodes 417 amino acids. Lineage: Eukaryota; Metazoa; Chordata; Testudines; Geoemydidae.